Molecule: messenger RNA, 1551 nt
Organism: Penicillium cataractarum
Lineage: Eukaryota; Fungi; Ascomycota; Eurotiomycetes; Eurotiales; Aspergillaceae
Exons: 1
Coding region: 1-1551 (516 amino acids)
Source: RefSeq, a predicted model, not a curated record
AUGAACGAGGAUGGUCUCCUUGACCAGAAGGAGCGGCGUGUAAGGCAGAAGCAAAGACGUCAGUGUAGGGCGAGUGAACGGGCCGGGGCCAAGUCUCCGCCUUUGGAGCCUCCCUAUCAGAAAAAGAUAGCCGCCUGCUUCCAUCGCAGCCACAGCCACCUAUUGCGCGGCCUCGCGAAUUCCCCAAUUGACAUGAACCGAAUUCCUUUGAGGGCCCGUCGGGGCACCCAGUCUCCAGGGGCUGCGAUUUGCCACUUCUGUGAAUUCUCCUCCUCGACAUCGCGCCGUGCCCUUCCCCUCGCUCGAUUGAACGCAAACCCUCAAAGUCGGGUUUCAAGCAGCAAUCUCGCAUUGCAACCGUCGCGACCGAAUGUACCACAGCCGCUGACAUCCUCGGCCUCUGCCACACGGUAUAAGUCGCGCAUAGCUUCUCAAAAGGCCGAGAAGCCCGUGGAAACCGACCCAAGCCCAGAGCAUCUUUCUGGCACGAACGACGAUAAUGGCGCCAGCGAGACUUCCCACCGUUCUCUCGAGGACCUCAUCAAAAUCACAACGGAUUGUGAAGCAACGGCACUCAGCAUCCUAGAGUCUAGCCAAGUACCUGAAAAUAAAGACGUGGAGGACACCCUUCUCAAAUGCGAAGAGACAGCUCGAUCACUCUCCCCAUACUGGGAUUUGCGUGAUGACAACUCGACAAGUGGUGAAGGGAAUGCGAUUUCGUCACUACUAGAGAUGGAGGAAAAGCAGGGAUCCGCAACCCAGCGCCACGAGGUGGAAGAAGUCCUGCACGGGUUGGCAGACCGAGUCUCGGACAUCAUGACACAGUUAAUCAAGGAUGAGAAGGUAUUCAUCUCCCCCGCGGCAUUGGAGCGUUACGUCGGAGCCCAGUGUAUCUUGAACCGAGCCGAACAUCUGCCAGAGGUCUUCCAUCUCUAUGCCAACAAGCCGAUUCCCGAGGAGAAGAGUAGCCCGCCUAAAUUCCACAAGGCGAAUCCAAAGGAUGUGAACAGUGCCGUCUCCGCAGAACUGGCAAACCAGGCUAUCGAUGUCGCCAUCAAGCAAAAGAAUCUCCCCCUGGUGCUUGCAAUGAUCGAUAACACCUUUUGCGCCCCGGCUUUCCAUCGCGCAAAGGUCUUCCGGAAGGCUGCCGUUCCCCUGGCCGGUCUGGCCGCUGCCCCGGCCGCGUGCUUCACGCUCGCAUCUUGGGCGUCAAGUUUCCAGAAUACCAUGGAUCCGAGCACGGCGACUGGUAUCGCAUUUGCCGCGUCACUGGCCUAUGUUGCGGGCACUUCCUCAAUUGGUAUUUUGGCCAUUACCACUGCCAAUGACCAGAUGAAGCGCGUUACCUGGCUGCCCGGUGUCCCCCUGCGGCAUCGAUGGCUGCGCGAGGAGGAGCGCGCUGCGCUGGAUAAGGUCGCUUGCGCAUGGGGAUUCCAGGAUCCGUAUAUGCAUGGAGAGGAGAUAGGCGAGGAAUGGGACAGUCUCCGCGAGUUUAUUGGCAUGCGGGGUAUGAUUCUGGAUAAGACAGAGUUGAUGGAGGGCAUGCAGUAG